UAGUCCCUGCCUGCGGCUCAGAGACCACGCCGAGGGGACAGCCGCCACCGCUACCGCUGCUGCCGCCGCCACGAAGGAGGAAGAGCAAGGGAGGAUGUGGGUUUUUGGUUACGGGUCCCUCAUCUGGAAGGUGGACUUCCCCUAUCAGGACAAGGUGGUUGGAUAUAUCUCAGGCUACAGCAGGCGCUUCUGGCAGGGCAGCAUCGACCACCGCGGGGUUCCUGGCAAGCCUGGAAGAGUUGUGACUCUUGUUGAAGAUCCUGCGGGUUGUGUAUGGGGUGUUGCUUACAGACUGCCAGUAGGAAAGGAAGAAGAAGUAAAAGCAUACCUUGACUUCAGAGAGAAAGGAGGCUACAGGACCAAAACAGUCAUUUUUUAUCCAAAAGAUUCCACAACAGAACCAUUCACUGUGUUGCUAUAUAUUGGAACAUGUGAUAAUCCUAAUUAUCUUGGUCCUGCACCUCUGGAAGACAUUGCUGAACAAAUUUUUAAUGCAGCUGGUCCAAGUGGAAAAAAUACAGAAUAUCUUUUUGAACUUGCAAAUUCCAUUAGAAGCCUUGUGCCAGAAGAUGCAGAUGAGCAUCUUUUCUCUUUGGAAAAAUUAGUAAAGGAACGUUUAGAAGGAAAACAGAACUUCAAUUGUUUAAAAAGACCUAACUGACUUUUCCAAACAAGCAGAGCUUUUAGUCUUCAGAGAACAGCACAAUGGCAUUAUGAUUUGUAAACGUGUUUAUUUGAAAGUCUUAGUUGUGUUUAAUGUUGUAGUCAAGAUAUCAUCUAAAUUUAUAGUUUAAUUGCAAGUGGCUUGAAACACAUACAUAUUCAAGAUAUUGGGGUAUAAAGAAAAAAUUUGUUUCAAUAAUAUAAUGAUUUUCCAGCUAUGUGAUAUUAAAUACUUGCUUAUGAGAAGUGAGUUCUUUAGAAAAAUAUGAUGAAGGACUCAGUUCAGAACUUGUUUUUAUCUGAAUAAAUAUAAUUGUUAUUUCAUACCACAGUACUAUUUUGAAGUUGUAGAGAAUUAAACCAAAAGACCAGUAAAUAUAAUAAGGUUAUACCUUCAAUAUAUUCCCAUACAUCAACUCUGUAAUCAUGGUUUAAAAUAA
Mesoplodon densirostris (Blainville's beaked whale) is the source of this 1103-nucleotide messenger RNA. It is a transcript of the gene CHAC2, whose product is annotated as ChaC glutathione specific gamma-glutamylcyclotransferase 2. Lineage: Eukaryota; Metazoa; Chordata; Mammalia; Artiodactyla; Ziphiidae. The record is from RefSeq and is a predicted model, not a curated record. Gene Ontology annotation, biological process: glutathione catabolic process. The transcript has 3 exons. Gene Ontology annotation, molecular function: glutathione specific gamma-glutamylcyclotransferase activity; gamma-glutamylcyclotransferase activity. Gene Ontology annotation, cellular component: cytoplasm. The coding region runs from base 95 to 661 and encodes 188 amino acids.